AUGUCCAUGAGAUUGAUCCCCAAAUCAGACUUCCAAUCAGAAGUCAAUGCCACCAAGUUUGAGACCUCUGCAGUCCAUGUUGACCUUCCUGACACCUUGCGUGCUGGUAAAGGCCCCCUUUCGAUUGCUUCACAAGUCAAUGGACAUCAUCCGCUCGAACAGCGUCUUGCCAACUGGGAAGAAACCCAACACUCCCGUAAGCUCGAACAAUAUAAGCGUAUGUUUGGGGCUGCUGAACCGAUCAGAAGAGUAAUGGAAUUACAAAUUGUCGAAAAGACCGAUUUCAAACCAGCGGUAUUGACCGAUGGGUCCAGAAGUUUACAUCAAGACGUGUUACUUGGGAAAGAAAUGAGUGUUGAUUGGGAAGAUGUUUACACCAAUAUCGAUGAAGAAAACCCAAGGGAUUUCCAUACUGACUUGGAAAGAAAAGUGGGUAUCUGA
Messenger RNA from Saccharomycopsis crataegensis, 441 nucleotides. It is a transcript of the gene UMP1, whose product is annotated as Ump1p. Gene Ontology annotation, biological process: proteasome assembly. Lineage: Eukaryota; Fungi; Ascomycota; Saccharomycetes; Ascoideales; Saccharomycopsidaceae. The coding region runs from base 1 to 441 and encodes 146 amino acids. The record is from RefSeq and is a predicted model, not a curated record. The transcript has 2 exons. Gene Ontology annotation, cellular component: cytoplasm; nucleus.